Messenger RNA from Dimorphilus gyrociliatus, 631 nucleotides. Lineage: Eukaryota; Metazoa; Annelida; Polychaeta; Dinophilidae. The record is from the annotation of a GenBank genome assembly.
CAUGCGUUCUUUUCGAGAAAGUGUUUUGAUGAUCUGCGAUUCAGUGCAUUACGGAGAAUGGACGUCGUGGUCUGUUUGGUCUGCGUGCAGUGUAUCCUGCGGAAGUGGAGUUCGAACUCGAUCACGCAAAUGUCUAUCUUCGUACUGCACAGGAAAAGAUCAUGAAGAAGAUACAUGCUUUUUAAUUCACUGUUCUGACGACACAAGAAAGGCGGAGAAACCCAAAGGCGAAUCGGAUGAUAACGACGAUGAUAAUGAAAACAACGAAAACGACGAAGAAGACGAAAAAGGAAAAGCUACUAGAAAGGAGAGUUUACAAAGUGAAGCUGGUGAUGACUCUGCUGACGAUGGGGAUUCUGCUGACGAUAAUGGCAACGAUACUUCCGGAGAUGAUAAAAGAAAAAAGCCACCUGAGGAUGACGAAGACAACGAAGAGGAAGACAAAGAUGAAGAAGAAGAAGAAGAAGAUGGCGACGACGACGAGGAAAAAAACAGAAAAAAACGAAGAAGAAAAAGAAAAAAGAGUAACAAUUCAGACGAUCUCAGCUCAAGCAGUUCUAGUAGUUCUAGCAGUAGCUCUGAGGAAACCUCUUCAGACUGUUCUGAUUCCGAGACUUGCGAAAAAAGCUAA